ACAUUGUCCCCAGAAGAGAUGCAUGUCGGCGAGCAAAGGAUAGCUGCCGCAGCAUUACGGCGACAUGCAUGUAUGAUGCCUGCAAGCCGUGGCCAGGCAACGCCACGUCGCCAACAGCAGCACCACCCGCACGGCAACCUCGCCCAUCGCUGCCCAAGCCGCCAUGGAGGACAGUGACAGCAUCCAGACGACAGACGCAGAGGCGAUUCUCCAGCGUCGCCAGCGCAUCCUCGCCGAAAUGUCACGCGAAACACAGCUGACGGCUGAACUUGUCGACAACGAGCGCAUAGUGUGGGAGCGUGACCACAGCGAGCAGCUGGCGCAGCUGGCGCAGCGCAGACGCUCGGUUGCAGCGCGCAAGCAGAGUCUCGAGCGGCACGAGUGGGAGGUGCAGCAACGCGAGCAAGAGCUGGAGCGCCUCGGCCGCGUGCUGUCGGUGCGCCAGGAACGCCUGCGCAGGGAAGAAAGCCAAGCCAGGCUCGCUACGGAGACGACUCGUGGGCGGGAGGCGGAGUGGGAGAUGGCGGUCAGGCAACAGGAGCAACUUCUGGAGCGACGUGAGGCCGACUUGCGGCAGAAGCUGCAGGAUUUGCAGGCCUGGUACGCGCAGCGCGACGCCGAGCUGCGGGAUCGAGAGAGCGUUCUUGAAGCUGGUCGAGCUGUGCUACGGGCACAAGAGAGCGUCCGGUCUGAAGCAGUCGAUGGCGUGGACCGGAGAAACUCCUGCAUCUCCGCUGCCACCGACGUCUCCUUCCCCAACAACACGUUGAAUCUUGCCGAUGAGCUAGCGUUGCAUGCACCAGCGGCCUCUCCGCCGCCAUCUCCUGAUACCUGCGCGUCUCGCGUUGGCAUCGAGACUCAGCUGCAGAAGGAAUGCGAGCGGCUGCACGAAUACCAUGCCGAGCUCGAAGCCUGGUCGCGGACCGCGGCGGAGCGAAACCAUCAGUGGGUCAAGACUGUUCAGCAAGAAGCGGACAGAUGGCAGGCAAUGGUAUUAGCGUGCUACAACGUAUGGGCCGAGGAGGUACGCGCAAACGUAGCGCACGUCGUUUCACAGGAACAUUAACGUGAUGACCAUUGUAUUACAUCUCUCGACGACCCUCCGGCCUCCGGCCUCCGACUGUCC
Baudoinia panamericana UAMH 10762 is the source of this 1126-nucleotide messenger RNA. RefSeq lists its product as uncharacterized. Lineage: Eukaryota; Fungi; Ascomycota; Dothideomycetes; Mycosphaerellales; Teratosphaeriaceae. Bases 164 to 1066 code for a protein of 300 amino acids. The record is from RefSeq and is a predicted model, not a curated record. The transcript has a single exon.